Messenger RNA from Lagopus muta (rock ptarmigan), 2010 nucleotides. It is a transcript of the gene CIAO2A, whose product is annotated as cytosolic iron-sulfur assembly component 2A. The record is from RefSeq and is a predicted model, not a curated record. NCBI's taxonomy places the organism in Eukaryota, Metazoa, Chordata, Aves, Galliformes, Phasianidae. The coding region runs from base 127 to 612 and encodes 161 amino acids. The transcript is spliced from 5 exons.
UUCCCCACGCCCCGCCCGCAGCGAGCGGCAGCCGCGCCCCGCAGCGCCCCGCCCCUGGCGCACCUCCCUCCGCCGGACGGUGGCCGCGCGGGGCCGUUUCGCGCUCUCCCAUGGCGGAGCGGGAGGAUGUCGCUGGUGCUGGGGCUGCUGUCGCACACGCUGAGCAGAGUGCUGCGGUACUCCGGGCUGCGUAGGGGCUGCCAUGCCCCGCCCCGCAGGGCCAUGGAGCAGGACAAGGCGCUCGAGGUUUACGAUAUCAUCCGAACCAUCCGGGACCCGGAGAAACCAAACACUUUAGAAGAACUGGAAGUGGUGACGGAAAGCUGCGUCAAAGUGAAUGAGAUUGGCGAGGAAGAGUAUCUGGUUGUCAUCAGGUUCACACCAACAGUACCUCACUGCUCUUUGGCUACUCUCAUUGGCCUUUGUUUAAGAAUAAAACUUCAGAGAUGCUUGCCUUUCAGACAUAAGCUGGAAAUCUACAUAUCUGAAGGUACACAUUCCACUGAAGAAGACAUCAAUAAGCAAAUCAACGACAAAGAGAGAGUCGCAGCUGCGAUGGAGAAUCCAAACCUGCGUGAGAUCGUGGAGCAGUGCGUGACAGAGCCUGACUAGGAGCUGCAGCACACAGCAUUUUGAUACGUUUCUUAAAGUUAUCUUUGUUUAAAAAAGAGGAAUCAAAGCCUUGAGUUUAAUACUUGAGUUCUUUUUAUCUUCUGUAUGUUUUUUAAAAAAAUUGUUUAUAAGAUAGAUAUAAAUUAUGAAAAAUCAGUCUCUAAAAUAAAACAAAGUAUAUAGUGUUAAGAGUUUGUAAUAUCUGGUGUCCAGAGAAGUAUUUUAUCUCAUUAAAAAAUGAAACAGCACCGUAUGUAUUGCCUUCUGAUGGACAUUGUGACACAAACGCAGUUUUGCAGGUUAAAUUUCUAUGGUUUCAAUCACCACACUGUAAAAAUAAAAGAGAUUCUUGUACUGAAAUGCUGCUUUGAGAUCAGCACCUUUUUUUUUUUUCUUUAGCUUAGGUUUGGGUUUCUGCUAGAGAAGUUAACGUUUAUUCAACCUGUUUGUUUCCAGUGAACACAUUAAAAUUGAAAUGAAUUCAGUGAACUGGGAACCAAGCGAUUGGACUGCAGCCUUUACCGAGACCCCAUUUUUGCUAAAUGUCUGUAUUGUUUACAAGUACAUGUUUCUGAUUCUGGUUUCCAAUUACCUUGAGGGUAAGUUCUCCUGUGGCGACGUGUUGCCAGUUUGAUCCUGCUGUUUGUUGCAGCUUACCUGCAGCGUGGGACAGGAGAGAAGCCUGCAGCCUGUGGUCACCGCUGUUCUGUUUCUUUUUGCUGCUCCCUCUCUAAUCUGACCUGGGGCAUCCAUCAUGUUGUCAGCUGUCACGUGUUUUCUCUCUCAAGUCCCCCGGGGUUCAUUUCCUGCUGCAGCUGUGGGUUUGACCAUGCACUUACUUUCCCUGAAGAAUUAGGCGGAUAUUUCUCUCGGCUGUCCUUGGGGAGAAGUGAUGUUCAGGAUCCACAGCACAGCCACAGGAGGGCCCCAGUGCUGAGCCUGUGUGCAGCUGUGUGUGCUGCUGGCUGGCAAACCAUUCCCAGAUCCUGAGGUGUUACCUGGGCAGUGCAAAGCAGCUUGUGCAACUGGUUUUCCCCCAAGUAAAAAACUUGGGUUGGAGCCUUUCCCAAGUGGAGCUGUGAUGACUGUAGCAGGCUUGUAUUUGGUUAAACAGCAAGAAAUCCUCAGAGUUCUGUGCAACAUCUGUUGAGAUUUCUGGGAUUUGUAACCAUUUUAAUAAUGAGCUUCAUGAAGCUCUCCUGAAGGCAUGAAUGACUGAAUGGGUUCCAUCUAGGCUGCGCGUUAUGAACGGUGGAGAAAAUGUUCUUGUAGAACGACGCUCUGACGGAUGUCACAGCUGUAAUCUCCCUGCUUCAGUGCCAAAGUCCCACUUUGGUCAAAAUCAACAAUCUGUGUAUUUACAUUUCAGCUGGAAUAGCCUACCACAAUAUAUCCUAA